GACUCGAAGAAGAAAAGAAAAUGAUGCUGCUUCUGACCACUGCUGUUCGAUAACACUCAUAUAGAGUAAAAACGCUGUCAUGUUUAGCGUUGGAUAAAUAGUUUAAUAGGCGGAACUGCAAAACACCAGUUGAACAUCAGCCGAGUCCCCUUAAAGGGGACAUCAGAGCCAUGGCUACUGCACAGUCUGCUGUAACGUUUGCAGUGUGCAUCCUCAUGAUAACAGAGCUGAUUCUUGCCAAGAAGGACUAUUAUGAUAUACUGGGAGUGCCCAAAGAUGCUACUGAGCGACAGAUAAAAAAAGCUUUCCACAAGCUUGCAAUGAAACAUCACCCAGAUAAGAACAAGAGCCCAGACGCCGAAGUGAGAUUCAGAGAAAUAGCUGAAGCUUAUGAAACUUUAUCAGAUGAAACCAGAAGAAGGGAAUAUGACCAGAUUGGGGACCCUUCUGCGUACUUCACUGGGGAGACGCAAGGCAGACACAGACAGGGUGCCCACCAACCUUUCAGCUUCAACUUUAAUGACAUUUUCAAGGACUUUGACAUCUACAGCCAGAACAGGCAUGCCCGUUUCCGAAGACACUUUGAUGAACACUCCAGGUCCCACAAGGAGUCCCACAACAGACAUAAGAGACACUUUCAGGGAGGUUUUGGAGCAGGUAUUUUUGAUGAAAUGUAUGAGGACAUUGAGAGAAUGUUUACCUUUGACAGACAAACCAAACAGACUGACAACCGGUUUCAAGGUGCAUCAAAACAACACUGUAGAACAGUGACACAGCGCAGAGGAAAUAUGGUAACCACUUACACAGACUGCACUGCAUCCUAAAAUGCAAUGUAAUACUACUUCUGACUCAAAAUUGCCUUAACAGGAUACAAUACUGUUGUAUUGAUUAGGUAAUGGAAAGCCGUUUGGUUCAAAUGCUGUGAAAUUUAAGCAGUGAUAUUGAUUUCUGACAUUCAGGCACAGAAUGAGAAACAGUGAACACUCAGUUUAGUUAGCUUAGGUCCAAAUAUGAUAAGCUAUGUUUUGUUCAAGCUAUUUUCUGUGUGUGCUCAUGGACUUGUAAAUGAUUGUAGUAGUUCUUCACUUAUUGUUGAAAUAAGCUGACUGGGAUUGUUUUGUCAGUAUUUUCAAGCACCUUUUUGAUAGUUUGUUGUUUAGAAAUAUUAAACAAUCUUACUAAAUUCAGGACAGGAUUACUGAUGUGUUAGUUAACCACUAGUUCACUAUUUCCACCUUGUUCUUUUGUGCAGUUUUUAGUUUCUUUUGUAUAGGUUUUGCUGUUGUGGGUCUCAAACACACAACUGAAUGUAGAAACAAAAGCAGCCAGUGGAGUUUUCCUCGUGUCAGCAAUGUCAACAGGAAUUUGUGACUCCACAUGUUGACUUGUUUAACUGAUGUUUGCACUACAUUUUGUUGAAUUAUUCAUGUACUCCACGUUGCCAGUCACAUUCUUGAACAUUGUUUAUUUCUGUAUUUUUGGUUAAAUUUCCAUCAGUGCAAUUGUUAAUAUCUGUGAACUAGACAAUAUAAGUAGAAAAAAGUAAAACAUUAAAGCAUUAGUGUUAUUAUUGCAUUAUAAUGUUUUUGUUUUCUUGUUGAUUAGUCUCUACUGAAUAAGUUGCAACCAUUCUGAUUUCUGAGGCACACCUUUACUAAUAUUUUUCCAGAUGUAGAGAAUUUAAUCAGACUUUGCAAUUACAAUGCUGGAAAUUUAACCAGAAAUCCUAGAAUAUAAAUAAAUAUGUUUGACUGGCAUGGCAGACAAGGUACAAGGAAUGUUAUGUGUAAACUAACUUGCAGAGGACCAUUUGAACUAUAAACUGGCUGUAGGUUUCAUGACCUCUUAUUCUACUGGUCAAGUUUUUUUGUUUGUUUGUUCUUUUAAAAUUAACAUUCAAUGAAAGAAUACUGCAGUACCACAAAGCUGAAGAAAUACUAUUGAUGAAAUCCAGUACAUGCUGUUACCCUAACAUAUCAUCUGUUACAUUUAAACUAGUUACCGUGACAUGCUCCUUUUACAUUGUAGUGUGCAAUAUUUAUUUCCUAUAUGGAUGGUGUUGUACAUAUUCCAUGGCACUUUCAUUUUUGUAUAAAAAUGUGUUUUGAGAAAUAAAACGUAGAGACCAAA
Centropristis striata (black sea bass) is the source of this 2130-nucleotide messenger RNA. It is a transcript of the gene dnajb9a, whose product is annotated as DnaJ heat shock protein family (Hsp40) member B9a. The transcript is spliced from 3 exons. Lineage: Eukaryota; Metazoa; Chordata; Actinopteri; Perciformes; Serranidae. The record is from RefSeq and is a predicted model, not a curated record. Bases 171 to 824 code for a protein of 217 amino acids. Gene Ontology annotation, molecular function: protein-folding chaperone binding; misfolded protein binding. Gene Ontology annotation, cellular component: endoplasmic reticulum.